Molecule: messenger RNA, 1325 nt
Organism: Pseudo-nitzschia multistriata
Lineage: Eukaryota; Bacillariophyta; Bacillariophyceae; Bacillariales; Bacillariaceae
Source: the annotation of a GenBank genome assembly
UAGCGAUCCAUACUUUUCGAAACCAAAAGUGAUCAUGAAUGCCUCGAAAGCACUAAGAUUUUUGAAACGUUCGGCUUCCGCUCGCCUUUCUCGGCCGCUUGCGUCCCGAACCCCGGCACCCCAUCGGUGCGGCACCGGUUCCUUUCUCGGCGCCCCGGUGUCGUCGGUGAAUGGAACCAACCGGGAAUUUUCGUCGAUGAUGUCCAUGGUAAAGGAGCUGAGAAGUGCCUCCGGGGCGCCGAUCGUGGACUGCAAGAAAGCCCUGUCGGAGAACGACGGCGACAUCGAAAAGUCGCUGGAUUGGCUCCGACAGCACGGAGCUGCGAAGGCGUCGAAAAAGCUCGGAGACAGAGACGCCGAAGAGGGUUUGGUGGCAUGCAUGGUCGCGGAGGACGGAAAGUCGGCGUCGAUUGUCAAGAUUUCUUCGGAAACAGACUUUGCCGGGAAAAGCGACGCGUUCGUUGGCCUUUCGUGCCACGUUGCGGGUGCGACACUGAACAGCACCUCACCAGGAAAUCUGGAUCCACAAUCCGAUGUUCUCGACCUCGAGUUCGAGUCAAAAUCCGUCAAAACUGCCCUCGAAGAUGCCAUCGUAGCGAUCCGUGAAAACCUGGGGGUGAAGCAGGCCGUCAAAAUGACCACCGGAGCCGAUGGCUUGCUCGUGGCGUAUGUUCACGGCAAAGCGAACGGAAGCAACCACGCCGGGUCGGCGGCCUCGGUUGUGGAGAUUUCGGGAGAAGGAGUCACAAGCAACCCAGACGCUGCCAACGAAGCUGGAAAGAAGCUAGCCAUGCACAUUGUCGCCGCAAAGCCUUCGUACCUGACUCCCGAGUGCGUUCCCGAAGACGUUGUCGCGAACGAAAAGGCGAUUCUAGCAGGCCAGGUACGUUACACACCAAACAUUCCACCUUGUUUUGUGUUGGAUAUCUCUGCACUGCAUUCCUGCAUCGAUCUUUUUACGUCGCCCCCUCGCAAAUGGUUUGUUGAUACACCUUUUUUUUCUUCGUUCCGUCGUCUUUCUUCUCCUCAGAUUGCCGACUCGAAUAAACCUCCAGAGGUUGUCGAAAAGAUCAUCAGUGGCCGAAUCCGGAAAUUCUAUUCGGAGGUUUGCCUGACUGAACAAGAUCACAUGGUCGAGGAAGGCAAUGCCAAAGUCUCCAAAGCUUUAAAGGAGAAAGGACUCGUCGUCAAAUCAUUUGAAAUAUUCUCCAUCUAGAAAAACUUCAUUUGAGGACGAAUUAGGAAGUUUCUGAAACAUAAUCUUGUUUUCUUCGUGCAAUCCGGUAUGAUCAUGAUCCAAUAGCAUAGUGCAUUAAUACCACUAU